CAUAAAAACACAGUACCAUCUCGCACAAACCUCACAUCUGUGUUAGGGUUUUUGCUUCUCUCCCACUACACUCCUAACCGUCUACCUCCGAGGUUAAAGAGACAGCCGCGCUUUUGCUGUCCGCCUUGACAGAACACUAUCUUUUGUGUCUUGGCCCUCAGUUUUGCUUUAAUCUUUACCUUCCUUUUAGUUUUAGAAACUAAACUAGUAAAAAAUGGUGAACAAACUAUCAAAGGCUGAUAAGAAAAUCGCUUACGACGCUAAGCUGUGCCAAUUACUGGAUGAGUACAGCCAGAUCUUGAUUGCAGCAGCUGAUAAUGUUGGGUCUACCCAGCUGCAAAAUAUCAGGAGGGGUCUUAGAGGUGACUCUGUGGUGCUCAUGGGAAAGAAUACCAUGAUGAAGAGGUCUGUUCGGAUCCAUUCUGAAAAAACUGGAAACAAAACUUUCCUUAACCUUAUCCCUCUCCUUCAGGGUAAUGUCGGGUUGAUUUUCACUAAAGGUGAUCUCAAGGAAGUGAGCGAGGAGGUUGCGAAGUAUAAGGUUGGAGCUCCUGCUCGUGUUGGUCUGGUUGCCCCAAUUGAUGUUGUUGUACCUCCUGGCAACACAGGGCUUGAUCCAUCCCAGACCUCUUUCUUCCAGGUGCUCAAUAUUCCAACCAAGAUUAACAAGGGUACAGUCGAAAUUAUCACCCCAGUCGAGCUGAUCAAGAAGGGUGACAAGGUUGGCUCUUCUGAGGCUGCUCUACUGGCAAAGCUUGGCAUUAGGCCAUUUUCUUAUGGUCUGGUUGUCUUGUCUGUUUAUGACAAUGGCUCUGUCUUCAGCCCCACUGUGCUUGACCUGACAGAGGAUGACCUUGUUGAGAAGUUUGCUACUGGUAUCACUAUGAUCACCUCCUUGUCACUGGCCAUCUCGUACCCAACCCUUGCUGCUGCACCACACAUGUUCAUCAAUGCCUACAAGAAUAUUCUUUCUGUUGCAGUUGCAACUGAAUAUUCUUAUCCUCAAGCAGAGGAAGUGAAAGAGUUCCUGAAGGAUCCUAGCAAGUUUGCUGUCGCAGCAGCUCCUGCCGCCGCCGCCGCCGCCGCUCCUGGUGGUGCCCCAGCUGCUGCCAAGGAAGAGGAGAAGAAGGAAGAGCCAGCAGAAGAGUCCGAUGAUGACAUGGGUUUCAGCCUUUUUGACUAAGUUUUAUUUUGGUUUUUAUCUAGGAAUUUACCAUGCUGUGGCUAAUAUCACUUAGUUUUUCCUGUAUUCCUGUUCUGUCUUCCUAGUUUUUUCUGACAAUUUGUUAUUAAAUUACUGAGCAAGUCAUGAAAGCAUGGUAGGAUGUUUUCCUGUGAUUCUUAUUUAAAUCUUUUGAAUUUUGUUUA
Messenger RNA from Populus trichocarpa (black cottonwood), 1368 nucleotides. RefSeq names its product 60S acidic ribosomal protein P0. Bases 215 to 1183 code for a protein of 322 amino acids. Gene Ontology annotation, cellular component: cytosolic large ribosomal subunit. Lineage: Eukaryota; Viridiplantae; Streptophyta; Magnoliopsida; Malpighiales; Salicaceae. The transcript is spliced from 5 exons. Gene Ontology annotation, biological process: ribosomal large subunit assembly; cytoplasmic translation; ribosome biogenesis. The record is from RefSeq and is a predicted model, not a curated record. Gene Ontology annotation, molecular function: large ribosomal subunit rRNA binding; structural constituent of ribosome.